AGACGCGGAUGCGAAGAGGGACGAAAACAGACACCUCAACCAGUUUAUAGUGCACGCUGGGCUGGACAUCGUGGAGGAGGCCGUAUGGACCACAGCCAAUCUCAACCUGAGGGUUGUAGAUAAGUUCAAUGAAUGGUUCACCUCUGCGUUUGUAACGGCCGGCGGAACCAAGUUUAUGCUGCUGCACGACACCCGCGACGAUGAUAACAUAAAGAACUUCUUCACGGAUGUGUACGAGUUAUACGUUAAG
Molecule: messenger RNA, 250 nt
Organism: Sphaeroforma arctica JP610
Lineage: Eukaryota; Ichthyosporea; Ichthyophonida
Exons: 1
Biological process (GO): endoplasmic reticulum to Golgi vesicle-mediated transport
Cellular component (GO): TRAPP complex; nucleus; cytoplasm
Source: RefSeq, a predicted model, not a curated record